AUGGUCUCGCAUCAGCUGGUUUCUGAUCGUGGGAAAAACUAUGACAGUGUUGAUGGUGAUAGUAUUAAUAAAUAUUCAGAUGAAAGCCCAGAUUUCGAUCAGUUGGAACAAGAAUAUGAUGACUUAAAGACGAGUGAAAUUAUCGCUCCUCACAUAAGCAAUGGUCACAGCAUUGGGUCAUCUCCAAGGCACCACCAUUUGUAUGACGACAUGCAUUUGGAUUCGAUUGUUGACACAACAUAUCAAGAUGAAGAAAGCAUACUGAAAGGAACUAGUACAGGCAAAACCGGCAUAGAAGAUGUUACAGUGCGUAACAUCUAUACAUAUGAUUCCCUUCAAGUUCCCAACUACGAGGAGCCAAUCGUUAACUUAAAAGAUGCAUAUGAUGAGAAGAUCAAACCAUACGUACGCCUACAGUCUGUUACCGACUAUUUGCUGUCGUUAUUCCCAUUACUAAAAUGGAUUCAUCAUUAUAAUCUCAGUUGGCUCUAUAAUGAUGUUGUUGCGGGUAUUACUGUCGGCUGUGUUCUUGUGCCACAAUCCAUGUCAUAUGCCCAGAUUGCAAGUUUGCCUCCUCAGUACGGGUUGUACUCUUCCUUUGUCGGUGCCUUCAUAUACUCAUUUUUCGCUACUAGUAAGGAUGUCUGCAUUGGUCCAGUGGCUGUUAUGUCCCUUGAGACUGCUAAAGUUAUUGCGAGAGUCACGAAAAAGGUUGGUGAUAGUAAUCCCGAAAUCACUGCGCCCAUCAUUGCGACUACUCUUUCUUUAAUCUGUGGUGCUAUCGCUUUGGGUGUUGGGCUUCUAAGGCUUGGGUUCCUUGUGGAGUUCAUUUCAUUGAAUGCCGUGGCUGGUUUCAUGACUGGUUCUGCUAUCAACAUUGUAGCUGGACAAGUUCCGGCAUUAAUGGGAUAUGGUAAAGCGGUGAAUACAAGAGCUGCCACUUACAAGGUUAUUAUUAACAGUUUGAAACACUUACCUGACACGAAAUUGGAUGCUGUGUUUGGGUUAAUUCCAUUGGUUAUCUUAUACGUUUGGAAGUACUUCUGUGGAACAUUGGGCCCCAAGUUGGUGGACCGUUAUGUUACUAGACGUGACCCUAAGAGGGCUUCCAUCUACAAGUUGGUCUUAUUUUAUGCGCAGGCGCUUAGAAAUGCAUUUGUCAUUAUCCUAUUCACAUUGAUAUCGUGGGGCAUCACCAGACACAAGAAGAAGAAGGAUUAUCCAAUAUCUGUAUUGGGUAAAGUUCCAUCUGGUUUAAAGCAUGUUGGUGUCAUGAAGUUGCCAGACGGUUUAGUAUCUCACUUGGGGUCUGAGCUUCCCUCUGCUGUUAUCAUUUUGGUGUUAGAGCAUAUUGCCAUUUCCAAGUCCUUUGGUAGAGUUAACGACUACAAGGUGGUUCCGGACCAAGAAUUGAUCGCCAUUGGUGUCACUAACUUGAUCUCCACUUUCUUUAACGCCUACCCAGCUACCGGUUCUUUCUCUAGAAGUGCGUUGAAGGCCAAGUGUAAUGUGAAAACACCUCUAUCGGGGCUCUUCACCGGUUCUUGUGUCUUGCUAGCAUUGUACUGUUUGACUGGUGCAUUUUACUACAUUCCAAAGGCCUGUUUAUCUGCAGUUAUUAUCCAUGCUGUGAGUGACUUGGUGGCUUCCUACAAGACCACAUGGAACUUUUAUUUGAUGAACCCAUUGGACUUCGUCUGUUUCCUAGUGACUGUUUUGAUUACCAUUUUCUCUUCUAUUGAAAACGGUAUCUAUUUCGCUAUGUGCUGGUCUGCAGCAAUGUUGUUAUUGAAGGUCGUGUUCCCCACUGGACAAUUCCUAGGUUACGUAGAGCUAUGUGAGGUUACCAAUGCCGAAGUUAACAAGUCCAUUGACCGUAUUAUCAUUGCCGAGCCUUCCAAGGACGGUUCAUCCGAUGAUAACACCACGGAUAGCAACGGCAAGCCUGUCGAAAACGUUAAAAUCCAGGUCAAUUCGAACAAGUUGACAGACCAGGAGUCCACUACUGGUGCAGCCGCAGCCGCAGGAAAUCUCAACCACGCCCACUUGCAGUACCACGUCAAGUGGAUGCCAUUGGACAACAACUACCAGCACGAACUAAACCCAGAAGUGGUUGUGCAUCCUCCUCCACCGGGAGUCAUUGUGUACAGACCCACUGAGUCAUGGACAUAUGUCAAUUGCUCGAGACAGUACGACAAGAUUUUCGCAAGAGUCAAGGAGUUGACCAGACCGGGCAAGUCUGCAAGACACGUGCGCAAGGUUGACAGAGUAUGGAACGACCCAGGCGAAUGGGAGCCACCAUACUUGUUGAGAAAGCUUUUCAAGUUCAAGAAGUCCGAUAGUUCGUCUGCCGAUUUGGAAGGCCGCCAGGUACAGGACUCAAGACCAAUUUUGAAGGUGCUAGCGAUGGACUGGUCGCAGGUAAAUCAAAUCGACUCUACUGGUAUUCAGAAUCUGGUAGAUCUCCGUAAGGCUAUAAACAAAUACGCUAACAGACAAGUGGAAUUCCACUUUAGCGGAAUAAUAUCUCCAUGGAUCAAGAGAGGUUUGGUGAAUGCUGGGUUUGGUACCAUAAACGAAGAGUUUAGCGACGAAUCGCUACUGGUUGGCCAUACGAGCUACAAUCUGGUCAAGAGCCGCGGUGAGCAUGAAGAUGAGGAACAAACCGUGGCAUUGUACACGGCCAACGGUGUGAAUCUCCCCUUUUUCCACAUCGACAUGCCAGAUUUCCACAAGUGGCACUUAUAA
Kluyveromyces marxianus DMKU3-1042 is the source of this 2748-nucleotide messenger RNA. It is a transcript of the gene SUL2, whose product is annotated as sulfate permease. Gene Ontology annotation, cellular component: membrane. The record is from RefSeq and is a predicted model, not a curated record. The transcript has a single exon. Bases 1 to 2748 code for a protein of 915 amino acids. Gene Ontology annotation, biological process: transmembrane transport. Gene Ontology annotation, molecular function: secondary active sulfate transmembrane transporter activity. Lineage: Eukaryota; Fungi; Ascomycota; Saccharomycetes; Saccharomycetales; Saccharomycetaceae.